AAAUGCAGUAUUUGAAUUUUGGUGAGUGGUAAAGACCCUGCCCUAGGACCCAUUUGACAAAUGAGAAGCUGUGCAGCAUCAGCACCAGCCGACCGAGCCUCCCCGAGUCAAUCUCGCUCUCGACUAGUCAGCAGCUACUGUUGUGAGACAAGCUUCAGCUCUCUGUCAUUGAGGAAGUUCCAUUUGCUCAUCAAUAGGCUGCAGGCUGUGUCUUCUUUUUUUUCCUCUCUGUUAAAAAUCCGUAGUUUAAAUCUACCAAGUUGCCUUAGCUGACAAAUGAAUGUAGGGAUCUAGCGCUGGGGGAGAGGAAGGCAGUGAAGAAAGACUGUUUCCUUACUUAAAUAAUCAGAAGGAAAAAAACUGUAGUGACAAGAUAGGGCAAACGUGCUUGCAUGCAAGCCCCCUCACUUGUUCUACGUAGACUUCAGAGCAACACCAUGCAGCAUCCCCUUACGGGUGCAACCUGCGUGGCACUGCCGAACGUGGGCAUGUGUCCCCAGCUCUCCUGUGCCUUGACUUUUAUGUACUUACAGCAGAGGUUUGUGCGAACUUAGGUAGCUGGUGCACACAUGGGACAUCAUCAAAGAGCCCAACCAGAAAGUCAGAGCUUGGAGUUGGAGUGCCAUACAGCUAUACAAUUUAGAAGCAUGUUGUUAUAGUGAGGCAAGCAAAGCAUCCUUUCAUUAAAACAGCUGAUGUGGGCUUUGCCCCUGACAGAAGUUAUUUGGUUCUAGCUCUGAGUUUGGAAGAAGUUGGUAUAUAGAUUUUCCCCUAACUUUCAAUUGAUGUGUUUAGCUUUAGUGGGAGUAAUACUAUCACUUAAACCAUGUUGUCGUCUCAAGGAGUUUUGCUACAUCCAUAUGGAGUGCCAAUGAUUCUGCCGGCAGCACCAUACUUCGCUGGACUUGUUCAGGGUAAUCAGGAAGCUACAGCACCUCCUGACACAAUGGCACAGCCUUAUGCCUCAGCCCAGUUUGCUCCUCCUCAGAACGGUAUACCUGCAGAAUACACAGCCCCACAUCCUCAUCCAGCUCCAGACUACACAGGCCAAACCACUGUUCCAGAGCACACAUUAAACAUGUACCCUCCUGCUCAGACACACUCUGAACAGAGUGCAGCUGACACAAAUGCACAAACUGUCUCCGGCACAGCCACACAGACAGAAGAUGCAGCACAGACCGAUGGUCAGCAACAGACGCAAUCUUCUGAAAACACAGAAAACAAAUCACAGCCAAAACGGCUUCACGUCUCAAAUAUACCAUUCAGAUUCCGUGAUCCAGAUCUUAGACAAAUGUUUGGUCAAUUUGGUAAAAUCUUAGAUGUUGAAAUUAUUUUUAAUGAGCGAGGCUCAAAGGGAUUUGGUUUCGUAACUUUCGAAAAUAGUGCUGAUGCGGACAGGGCGAGGGAGAAAUUACACGGCACCGUGGUAGAGGGCCGUAAAAUCGAGGUAAAUAAUGCAACAGCACGUGUAAUGACAAAUAAAAAGACCGUCAACCCUUACACGAAUGGCUGGAAAUUAAAUCCAGUUGUUGGUGCGGUUUAUAGUCCAGAAUUCUAUGCAGGCAGGGUGCUGCUGUGCCAGGCAAACCAGGAGGGAUCUCCCGUGUACAGUGCCCCCAGUUCACUAGUAUACACAUCCACAAUGCCAGGAUUUCCCUACCCUGCUGCAACUGCAGCUGCCGCGUACAGAGGUGCCCACCUAAGAGGCCGAGGUCGCACAGUGUACAACACGUUUCGUGCAGCAGCACCCCCCCCUCCGAUUCCAGCCUACGGCGGUGUUGUAUACCAGGAUGGAUUUUAUGGUGCAGACAUUUAUGGUGGUUAUGCUGCCUACCGGUAUGCCCAGCCUGCCACUGCCACUGCAGCUGCCUACAGUGACAGUUACGGACGAGUUUAUGCUGCAGACCCCUACCACCACACACUUGCUCCAGCAGCCACCUACGGCGUUGGUGCCGUGAAUGCUUUUGCACCCUUGACUGAUGCCAAGACUAGGAGCCAUGCUGAUGAUGUCGGUCUCGUUCUUUCUUCAUUACAGGCUAGUAUAUACCGAGGGGGAUACAGCCGUUUUGCUCCAUACUAAAUGACAAAACCAUAAAAACCUUCCAAUGUGGGGAAAAAGGAAGCUUUCCGAGGCCUGGGUAUUGCAAUACAUGCAGUAGUGCAUCAUUUUAGCAACUCUAAAAAGAGGAAAAAUUACAUUUUUUAUCUUAUACCUCAGAUAUUUUGUUCUGUGUAUUUUAAUAUUGUGGGUCUUUAAUUUCCGAAGGUUACGUAGUUUGAUUGCUGGCUGUAGAAGUUUUUGUGGUUGAUCUAGAAAGCUGCUAGAUAUGAAUAAAAACUGUUUUAGGGCCACAAUCAAGAGUGCUAUAUCAUGUAAAUGAAUUAUAUAUGCUGAAUAUUAAGCUAUUGGGGUUAUCACAUGUUUUGUAAGAGUGUAAGUGACUACAGUAGUCAUUUUUUUCUGCAUCUACAUUUAUUUUAGUUUAUGAGAGGGAGGGAGGGGGGAAAUUGGGGACAUGGGAAUGGGGUUUAGCUAAAAUAUAAAUUAAUGAAGCAAAAAGGGGCCCCACUGCACCAACUAUCAUAUAUCAGCUGUCUUAAAUUAUUCACUGUUUGUUCAAAGCCAAAGGUUAUGUUCUUAUUAGGGGUGCUUCUCUCAAUACUUGUACAUAAAAUCAGAUUCAAAGCUGUCCGAAGGCACCCUUUUAAAGCAUUCCACCAGGCAGUAUUCAGCUAUUUAACCAUAACUAGUUAUUUAGGCAAAAACUGCUAGUUAGAUCAUUAACAAGCAUUCUUUUUAUAUUUCUUCCAGUAAAAUAAAUUAUUGAUAUCAUUGCUGACUUUUAUAUUAUGGGAGGGAAAAAAAAAACAAUAAUAAAAA
Molecule: messenger RNA, 2881 nt
Organism: Lagopus muta (rock ptarmigan)
Lineage: Eukaryota; Metazoa; Chordata; Aves; Galliformes; Phasianidae
Gene: RBFOX1
Product: RNA binding fox-1 homolog 1
Exons: 15
Coding region: 827-2080 (417 amino acids)
Biological process (GO): regulation of alternative mRNA splicing, via spliceosome; nervous system development
Cellular component (GO): nucleus; cytoplasm
Molecular function (GO): mRNA binding
Source: RefSeq, a predicted model, not a curated record